GCGGUUAUGACGGCAGUAUGAAGAGAUAGCAGCAGAUUAUGGGCACCGUUAGCUCAGCUGUUUGAUUUAUUUAACGCUUGAUUUCCCGCCGGCUUUUACACGAACACAGAAAGAGAGAAAUGCAGAGAAUAAGGUCUUUAAACAUCGGUUGGCAGCUGCUGAAAUCAAGCUGUGAGGUAGCAGCAAAACAAGCAAACACCUCGUCUUUGACUUCAAGAAAUUAUAGCAAUCUCCCUCCUCCACAGGGCCCCAACUCCUUUGGGCUCCUCUUUGACAUAGAUGGGGUACUGGUGCGGGGCAGGACACUCAUCCCUGCAGCCAAGCAGUGCUUCAGAAACCUGGUCGACCGCAAUGGGAAAUACAAGGUGCCUGUGGUGUUUGUCACCAAUGCUGGGAACUGUAUGAGGCAGACCAAAGCUGAGCAUCUGUCACAUCUGCUGGAGGUGGAGGUGUCUCCGGACCAAGUGAUGUUGUCCCACAGUCCUUUGCGAAUGUUCACCCAGUUCCACAAAAUGCGCGUACUGGUCUCGGGACAGGGUCCUGUUGAGGAGGUGGCUCACAACCUGGGCUUUCAGGAUGUUGUUACUAUAGAUAAACUCAGAGAGGCGUAUCCUAUUUUGGAUAUUGUGGAUCACAACAGAAGGCCCAAAGACGGUAUUCCACCCACCAAAGGUUUACGGCCAAUAGACGCUGUCAUCUUAUUUGGCGAGCCAAUCAGAUGGGAGACCAACCUCCAGCUCAUCGUCGAUGUCCUGCAAACCAACGGAAACCCAGACACUCCCUGGAGUUCAAUGCACUACCCUCACAUCCCAGUGCUGGCCUGUAACAUGGACCUGCUGUGGAUGGCUGAGGCGAAGAAUCCCAGGUUUGGACACGGUAUGUUCCUGGUGUGCUUAGAGAGCCUUUACAAGAAGGUGACUGGCUAUGAUCUGAAGUACGAGGCUCUGAUUGGUAAACCCAGUGUGGUGACUUAUAACUAUGCUGAGCUGCUGAUCAGACAGCAGGCUGAGAGACUUGGCUGGAGCACGCCUGUGAAGACACUCUAUGCUAUAGGAGAUAACCCCAUGGCUGACAUAUACGGCGCCAAUCUCUACAACCGCUACCUCCAGGCUUCUCGGCACACUAAGGCCCAGAUGCAAGCUAAGAGUGGUGGAGGAGGAGCAGAUCCCCUGGCAGAAACUGUUGAUGAUGCCCCUAAAAUGACAUCAGCAGAACUAGGCGGAGCGUCGAGUGCGUACGGGGCAGAGGAGGAUCUCCCUGAGAGGUGCAGCUCCAUCCUGGUGUGUACAGGAGUGUACAGCAGAGACCAGCAGGAACUUCCCUCAGACACAACACAGACCGUCACCGAGCAGCAUAUCUUCCAUGGCCACAGGGACUUUCGCUUUGACCCCAGCCUCACACAGCCGUCCUUCAUCGUGCAGGAUGUAAAGGAGGCGGUAGAGAUGGUGUUCCAGGAGGAGGGCUGGCCGCUGGAGUAGGCUGAGCACCUGUGCUCUGUCUCAUAUCCGUCCAGCUCUACCAACCCUUAAUUGGCAGUAGCAGAAGCUUAGAGAGUGUAUUUUUUCUACCUGUGCCCUUGUUUAUGACAGGGGAGAUGUAGCCGCUUUGGUGGCGAGUCCUUCUAGGUUUUCAUAAAGUGCCAUAGGAUCAGCUCCAAAAAGCAAAAAUAUGCAGUUUUAGCACUAAUUAUAAGAUGGUCACUGACAUUUUAAGUUGUCAUGUAUGGUUGUGUGUUACAUACUGCUGCUUUUUUUUGUUUUAUUCUUCAUGAAUAACACACUUAUCACUGUUUGUAGUGGCCCAACCUACUGUGCAUACUUAAGUUCAUCAAGCUGGACUUCAGUCCUUUCUUUAUGUGCAACACGAUCAUUAUCAGCUUUCUCUUUUUUUGUAGUGCACAUUUGUUAAGAACUCAACUUUUGGGUGUUGAGUUACAGUUUUACUUCACUGAGAUUCUCUUAGUAUGUCUGUAAGUUCAUGGAUGAGAGUUUGGGGACAUUGUUCACACAGAGUUACACCAGAGGCUGAAAUAAUAUCCUUAUUGAUCCAGAAAGAGUACUAAAAAGUCACAUCUGCUGGUCUGUGACGAUAUGACAUAAUGUUCUGCUAAAAAUGUAUUUUAUUCUUUGCACAACAGUCUACCUAAAAGGGUCAUCUUGCCUUGCAAAUUAUACAAACCUAGGUCUUAUGUAGACCAGUUCUGCUGUUUAGUUGUUUCUUAACUGGUAUAUUUCAUCUUGAUUAAUUUUAAACUAGGGUGAAACCACUAGUGCUUAUGAGAAGAAGUUGCCAGAUGUCAGGUUUAGGACCUCAUCACUUUCAAUUUUAACCUUAAUCAAGGGUAUUGUCAUUAUUAGUUUUUUUUGUUGUUGUUGUUGAAAGAAAUGCUGUUUCAUUUUGUGAGAAUGUCACCAUUAAACAAAGUAUAACAGUAAAUAUAAAGGGUGCUAUUUUUCUGUGACACAGAAACAUUUUAACAGAUGUGUAUGUCUGUAUUAUAAGACAUGUGGCAGAAAUAGUUCAUUACAGUCACAAUGCCAGUGAAAAUGUCAUACGGUGCUUGUUUGUUAUGUUUGGAACUGACAGGUGUAACAAGAUUGUAUAAUUUGCAGGUGACUUAAACUGAAAUGAAAACGGUAGAACUCUGGUAAUGUAAUGUAUGAACCAUACUGUGGGAAAAAUCAAUUAAACAAAUGUGACACACAAA
Messenger RNA from Scomber scombrus (Atlantic mackerel), 2707 nucleotides. RefSeq names its product haloacid dehalogenase like hydrolase domain containing 5 (gene hdhd5). Lineage: Eukaryota; Metazoa; Chordata; Actinopteri; Scombriformes; Scombridae. The transcript is spliced from 8 exons. Gene Ontology annotation, cellular component: mitochondrion. Bases 120 to 1478 code for a protein of 452 amino acids. Gene Ontology annotation, biological process: glycerophospholipid biosynthetic process. The record is from RefSeq and is a predicted model, not a curated record.